Molecule: messenger RNA, 2253 nt
Organism: Linum trigynum
Lineage: Eukaryota; Viridiplantae; Streptophyta; Magnoliopsida; Malpighiales; Linaceae
Source: the annotation of a GenBank genome assembly
AGCCACAAACAGAGAUUUUAAUACUCCAUCUCUUCCUCCCUUCCUCUGCCUGUCUUCUUCAUCUGAAACGUCAAUGGAGUUUAUAAACUACGUCCCCAAUGGUGGCCUUGCUGCAGCACUAAAUGCCAACUUAUAUGGAAAUGGAACUCAAACCUUGGUCCUUUCCUAUGGCUAUGGUUUGGACCAAAAUGUUUGGCACCUCCUCCUUCCUUACCUUGUUUGUUGCUUCAAGGUCCUGACUUUUGACUUGGCUUUCUCACCAAAUGUCAGCCCCGAUUUCUACAAACCAAGCAAGUACUCAACACUCCAUGGCUAUUCACAGGACCUGGUCAACCUUCUUGACGAGCUUCAACUCAAGAACACUGUCUACCUUGGUCACUCCAUGUCAGCCAUGAUUGGCUCCAUUGCUGCAACACAAAGACCGGACCUUUUCCAACACCUCAUCUUGCUCAGUGGCUCUCCAAGGUAUCUUAAUGAUAGUGGUUACUAUGGAGGGUCUGAGAGGUCACAGCUCAACACCCUCUUCAACACCAUGGAGAAGAACUACUCGAACUGGGUUCACAACUUCGCACCGGCAGCAGUUACCGUGAAUGACAAGGAAGCCAUAGCAGAGUUUGAGCAGAGCUUAGGAAGGAUGAACCCUAAGGUAGCUGUGGAUGUUGCCAAGGCUGUGUUUCUAGGGGACCUGAGAAGGGUUUUACCUAAAGUAACAGUGCCAUGCUCUCUGAUCCAAUCUAAAGAAGACUUAUUUGUCCCAGAGUUUGUGGGGCAUUACAUGAAGAAGAACCUUGGUGGGCCUACAAAGCUGAAGUUCCUCAAGGCUCAGGGGCAUUUCCCACAGCUCACCGCUUACCGUUUGCUCCUCAAGGCUUUGAAGAAGUUGCAUUUGAUUAGUGGGAUUAAUAAAUGCAGUCCUUCAUUGUUGUGAGUUGGUGAGGGUUUGUUUUUCCUUUUUUCUUAAUUGAGGGAGGUGAUCACGGUCUAAUAAAGCUUUGAUAUAUUUGUGUUGGUCAAUGCCUUCUGCCCCAAUUUACUGCUGGAUUGAACAUAAAUCAUAACUUCAUCAGAAACUGAUAAGACAUUGUCGUUUAUUAUAAUUGGAACAACAUACACUUACAAUAUGCAUAUGCAGCAGCAGCAACUUUCACCUGUUUGGAUGAAAAAGAGUGCUUCCUUUCCUUGUACCAUCCAAUCGGAGCAGAUACAGUGAGUAAUCUUGUAGUGCAAUAACCUCAUGCAUAAGUCAAUAAGAAUCCGCCACAUCAGCGCCUCCUUCUCUCUACUCGAAAAAACUUUAAUUUUUUUCCCUUAAUCUUUAACGGAUGAUUUCUCACUCGUUUUAAGUCGGAGUUGUGUCUGGUCGAAAUGAAAUACUAAUGAGGGAGAAAGAUAGGAAUAAGAUAGUGAAGUUAUAAAAUAAUAAUAAAUAUGAAUGAGUCCCACUAAUUCCAUCUCCAUAAAUCCAAUUCCUAUAACUUUUGAUAGGAAUUCUAAUUUUCAAUAUUGGGUCAAAUAGAAUUUAUUUUCCAACCUUUUUACCAUUCCAAACAUAGAAUAAUGAAAUAGAAUUGAAAAUGGAAUUCCAAUUACUGAAUUUUUUAUGCGGUAAACAGGCUGUAAGAGAAUGAAAGGCAGAAUUUUUGUUUUUUAUACUCAGUUUCUUCCCUUUUACAAUAGGAAAAGAACAAACUGCUACGUGUUGACAUCGGUGAAAUUCCAUACAAGUGGACAAUACAGUACAAUUUGCUGGAUGAAAACGAAAAGCAACUUUUCAGCUCAUAAAUAUAUGUCGGAAAUACUUAUUGAGCCUCAACCUCAAGCAUAACAAGAAAUAGAGGAGGAAAAGGGUCAAUGAAAUUUACCUUUGAAGUGCAACGUUGGUACCAACCACAACCAAUUGCUCUUCGUCAAAUAUUGUUGGGUACUACAAUUGGGGCCCAACAAAUAGCAGAUUGGGCCUCCAAGCAAUAGCAUUGGGGGCAAGGCCCAAGAAUAGAUUUGUGAAACCCUUCCAGGCCCAAGUAAGGUGAGGGGUGCAUGAGGACAAAACGCUAAUAGCCAAGAAGGGCACGCGGCAGGAGCCUGACAAGGUAGUUGGGAUAGCUGACAAAGAGAGUACAGGGCAGAGGUCGAAGGAGAUCAGACUAUCAGAUGGUCCACCACCUGCGGGCGCCUGUCACACGGCAGAGACCUGACAAGGUGGUUGGGAUGGCUGACAAAGGAGGUACACGGCAUUAAAUGAGGCAGUGACGU